ACGAGACAACCCCACGUGACGUGACGUCAGACGUAUUUUGGUAAGACACCAGGAAGAGCUGAGAGCGACAACGACGACGAAAGUAGACCGAAACCGGAGAACCGAGAGCGAGCGACCGAGCACCAAUCCGCCUUCACUCGACGCGACAGUUUUGAACACGCUUCGUCGGGAAAGCAAGUGCGCGACGGACGAAUGCCCAGCAUGGAUAAGCAUCUUUUCAAUUUAAAAUUUGCCGCCAAACAACUUGAAAGAAACUCCAAGAAAUGCGACAAAGAGGAGAAAUCGGAAAAGGCCAAAGUUAAGAAAGCCAUCCAGAAGGGCAACAUGGACGUGGCGAGGAUCCACGCCGAGAACGCCAUCAGACAGAAGAACCAGUCUGUGACCUACUUGAGGAUGAGCGCUCGAGUGGACGCGGUGGCCGCCAGGGUCCAAACAGCUGUCACGAUGAACCAGGUGACGAAAUCGAUGGCUGGGGUGGUGAAAGGCAUGGAUGUCACUCUCAAGUCCAUGAAUUUGGAGAAGAUUUCCUCCCUGAUGGACAAGUUUGAGCGGCAGUUCGAGACGCUGGAUGUGCAAACGGCGCAGAUGGAGGACACCAUGAGCAGCUCCACGACGCUGACCACCCCGCAGAACCAAGUCGAUUCGCUGUUGCACGAGAUGGCGGACGAAGCAGGGUUGGACCUGAACAUGGAGCUCCCCCAGGGACAGACGGGAUCGGUCGGCACCAGCGUGGCAUCGGCGGAGCAGGACGAACUGUCUCAACGGUUGGCCAAACUGCGAGAACAGAUGUAAACGGACGAUGCGACGGCGACGCGCCGCAGAGACGGCGACGUGCUCCAACUUUAGCGGAACGCGACUUCCACCGUAGCGCUCCUCUCUCUCUCUCUCUCUCUCGUCUUCACGUUGCUUCUUCUCUCUGCUGUUUUUGCCUCUCUAACAACAAUUAACUUAAAGAAAGCAAUCGUAAUUCUUCUUGAUGGGGCGCGGUGACGGCGGGAAAGUACGGCAAACGAUUCCGAUCAAGUCACGCGGUCUUUCUUUGCCGUACGCUUUGCUCCGUGAAGCUCUUUUGUUCUUCAUGUUGUAUAACCUGUUGUUCUUGUACUGGCCUGUCAAAGAUAUCGCAUCUCUUUACUGGUGACAACUUGUGUGCUAAUCUACUCAUCGUUUGGUUUGUGUUUACACUUUGCAGAUUAAUAAACUUUUAUAAUAAUA
Syngnathoides biaculeatus (alligator pipefish) is the source of this 1215-nucleotide messenger RNA. RefSeq names its product charged multivesicular body protein 1B (gene chmp1b). The record is from RefSeq and is a predicted model, not a curated record. Gene Ontology annotation, biological process: late endosome to vacuole transport; endosome transport via multivesicular body sorting pathway; protein transport. Bases 193 to 792 code for a protein of 199 amino acids. The transcript has 8 exons. Lineage: Eukaryota; Metazoa; Chordata; Actinopteri; Syngnathiformes; Syngnathidae. Gene Ontology annotation, cellular component: multivesicular body; ESCRT III complex.